UCCUGCACCGCCUGCCUCCUCGGUGUUGCCGAGACAUAAAUUCUGCCGUGUUAUCGCGCCAUUUCUUUAAUCCCAUGCUGACACCUACGAGUGAUGCACAUGCGGAGGUUGCAUCACCCGUUGCAUUGCAUGCACUGCCUGUCUUUAUCUUACAGCCAGGAGACGGUCUCAAGGAAGCAAACCACAAGAACCAACGCCGGUGCUGAAGUUGAACCGUCUCACCUUCUGAGCUUGGAGACCUUGCAAGCGGUGGAGAGGACGAUGGCGAUGAAGCGCCGCUCCGUGCUGGCUUUGCUCGUCGUGGCGUUCGUCGGAGGGAACCUGCUCCUCGGGGCCUCGUUUAGCGCCAGAAGCACGGUGAAGUCCUCAGCCUCAGACCCGGACUAUGGAACCGCUCAGCUAAACGGCAGGAGACUAAAGGAAAGUGGACACGGUGUUACCAACAGGAAGACUAGAAACUUACAAGAUGUGAAGGCUGAUGACUACCAACCUAUUGACCCAAGUCCAAGCUCGAAGGCAAGUAUUAGGCCAGCUCCAAUCGAGCAUGGCACUCCUCUUCUUCCUUAUGUGCCACGGUACCCGCCGCCUCCUGGUCAACCGAAGGAUGCGCGUUCUGCUCAAUCCGCUGCCUCUCCUGUCGCUUAGCUGAAAACUGAAAUGCUCCAGAGGCGGUACUUGAAAGAUUAGAGAACCACCAUAUGUCCAAAGUUUUCUCUGAUGUUCCGUUGUGUGUCGUAUGUGUGUUUACGCAAAGUACUUGGAUGGUGCAUGUUCUUUGAUGUCUCAGUGUUUGGAACCACUUGGUGAGGGACAGUGUUAGUUGUAUUUGUGGGUGGUCAAUUAGUCAACUGCUCAAAUCUUGAGGGCAUACUUCUAGAGUAGAUAAGGUACCAGCACUAUUCUGGGGCACCUAGGUAAGCUGCAGUACUGUUGUCAUAUGUAAAUGUGAUUGUUAUGUUAUAGCAUAACUAUGUAUUAGUCAGAACUGUUUACUGAA
Aegilops tauschii subsp. strangulata is the source of this 997-nucleotide messenger RNA. RefSeq lists its product as uncharacterized. NCBI's taxonomy places the organism in Eukaryota, Viridiplantae, Streptophyta, Magnoliopsida, Poales, Poaceae. The record is from RefSeq and is a predicted model, not a curated record.